AGCAAAUACGCUCGUCAAUUUUUUGUCAGUUGAAAUGCAACCGUUGUGGUUUUUGCCGGCGAUUUUUAAGUGUUUUAUAUGUAUUUUUCGUGAGUGAAUUUGUGUGUUUGGCUGUUAUUAAUUAUCGCUGCUCAUUCUUGGAUUAAGUGCAUUUGCAAUAAAUUUGUUUGCUGUGUUUCCGCCGCGCUUCGCUUGAUGUGCACUGAAAACAGAUUGUGUUCAUAAUUUGCACUCCAAUUAAUAUUUUGCGCACGCACACCUAAAUUGCGGAGAAAUUUUCCUUAAAAUUAAAGAAAACACAAUCGUGAAAGUGGCAAAAGAAGUGGUAAAGUAAAAAAUAAUUAAAAGAAGAUAACUAGCAAAGCAGCAGUGACCAAGGCGUACAAACAAGGCAGCAACCUGAAACUUCGGCAGUAGCAGAGAGAAAUACAACAACAACGCGAAGCAACAGCUCUGCUUACACGUACAAUUCGAAUUGACGCAACACGACGUGCGGUUCUUCUUGUCCUUUUAUUGUCUGCUUCGCAAGAAUAUUUUGAUUUUGCUGUCAUCGACGUUGGCGCCGACGUCUACGUUAACCGAAGUUCGCAGCAGAGACCGGGACGCUUCGAAUGUGAACUGUGGUUAUUGUUUUUUUGCGUGUUGGGUGCGUUGAAUCACGCGAGUAGCUGGUAAAUUGUAAUUAUUUGACGGUUUUAACACGUUCUGUUUUCUUUUUUGCAUAACUUUGCGUACUUACGAUACAAAUAGUGAAGUGUACACCAGAAAUUAAUUAAUAUAAAAACCUAUAUCGAUUAUAAGCAGCUGCAUACUCAAAAGAAGUAUAAAAGGAUUCAAGCGAAGAUAAAAAUAAAAGCAAAAUGUCGGACACAAAAUCGUUUUCGAGUAUUGAAACACCUGGUUAUGUUGGCUUCGCCAAUUUGCCAAAUCAGGUGCAUCGUAAAUCGGUGAAAAAGGGCUUCGAAUUCACGUUGAUGGUGGUAGGUGAGUCCGGACUGGGGAAGUCCACCUUGGUUAAUAGUCUCUUCUUGACGGAUCUGUAUCCGGAGCGAGUUAUUCCAGACGCCAUAGAAAAACAAAAGCAGACCGUCAAAUUAGAAGCCUCUACAGUUGAGAUUGAGGAGCGCGGCGUUAAAUUGCGUCUAACGGUUGUUGAUACGCCCGGCUUCGGUGAUGCAAUCGAUAAUUCGGAUAGCUUCAGCGCCAUACUGCAAUACAUUGAUGAACAGUAUGAGCGUUUUUUGCGCGAUGAGAGCGGCCUGAAUCGUCGUAACAUUGUGGACAAUCGUAUACACUGCUGUUUCUAUUUUAUAUCGCCUUUCGGACAUGGCCUUAAGCCACUCGAUGUAGAAUUCAUGAAAAAAUUACACUCCAAAGUGAAUAUUGUGCCUGUGAUCGCUAAAGCUGACUGCCUCACAAAAAAGGAGAUCCUCCGUCUCAAAUGCCGUAUCAUGCAAGAAAUAGAGGAUCAUGGCAUUAAAAUAUAUCCACUGCCUGAUUGUGAUUCCGACGAGGAUGAGGAUUACAAAGAGCAAGUAAAACAGCUGAAGGAAGCGGUGCCGUUUGCAGUAUGUGGCGCAAACACGCUGCUCGAGGUGAAGGGCAAAAAGGUGCGUGGCCGCUUGUAUCCGUGGGGAGUUGUGGAAGUGGAGAAUCCCGAUCACUGUGACUUUAUUAAGUUGCGUACGAUGUUAAUCACUCAUAUGCAGGACCUUCAGGAAGUCACCCAAGAAGUGCACUACGAAAAUUAUCGUUCCGAGCGUUUGGGUAAGGGCCGCAAGGAAAAUGGUAUGAAAGUCGAGCGCGACUCCAUGGUGCCAACGCAAAUUGUCGUGAGUAGCGUCAUCUCCGAGAAGGAUCGAAUAUUACAAGAAAAGGAAGCGGAGUUGCGACGCAUGCAGGAGAUGCUGGCGCAAAUGCAGGCCAAAAUACAAGCGCAACAAUAGGUCUAGAAAGGGAGUGUGCGAAAGAGUGCAAAGUAGCGCAGGUGUAAGCAUAAAAAACUAUAUACUAUAACGGCAACAACAACUAAAGCAGCAACAAUAAAAAUAGUAAUAAUAAAAACCAAAUUGACAAGAGCAGCCGAGCGACUGCUGACUCAGGUGAUGAAGCUAAUAUGAAAUAUGUUAGAGCAUUGUAUUACUAUUACUGGCUAGCCAGAAUGUAGUAACACAGCCACAAGCUAUUUCGCUAGCUACAUCAGCUACAAGCCAAGCAAUAACACACCAUAACCACAGCUAUAUAUUGUGGGAAGUAUAGAGCAUUUGGAAUAUUUGGACUUUUGACCUCACCAUUCUGGUUAGCCAGUUAGACACGACAGCAGCAACAACAAGGAAUAUUAGAACGUUAAAUUGUGAAGCUGCGGUGCAUUUCUUCACAAAUGCCUCCACAAAAUUACAAUCUUUAAGAGCUGCUUUUUUACUAACAAAAUGUUCUAAAAUAGUUUUUUAUUUCGAAUUUUUUUUAUUAUUAAAUAGUUGAGUAACAUUCUUGGACCAACUUCUUGCACCUAGACGUUAAUUUUAUGGUCUUUGUAUAAAAAUAUUGGGCAUUGUUUUGUAAUUAUUAGCAACUAUGCUUAUUUUUAAUAUUAUUUGAUAUGUAGUAACUAGUACAUAUAGGCAGAAACAUUCAUAUAUAGCCUUUUCGUAUUUGGGUAACUCUAUUAAAUUCGAAAAAAAGAAAAAGUUGAAAAACUUUUCAUACGAAUUUCCAUGCGAAUUUUGAGAGCUCGGUUUAAGUUUCCCGAUUUUCCAAUUUGAAGAAAUACAUCAAAAAUGUAUAUAUUUGAAUAUCUUAUGUUGUUUUCACGACGGAAACAGUAUAUUUCUGCAAUGUUUUAUGUUACGUAAGACGACUUUAAAUUCCUGACAUGGUGCAAAAAAAAUUUACAUGCAUCGCAUAUUUAAAUCAAAAAUAUUCAUAGUGGUUGAGAAUAACCAAUGCUGCUUAGGACGAACUCGGUAAAUUUUUGGUUAAUGUUUUUUAGCCUUCGGUAUAACUUAAAAUAACAAUUAUUUGUAUUGUUUAAAUGAGUUUACAUACCCGCCCACACACGUAAACACACACAUCUUGAAGUACAUUCUAAAUUUUGCUCAUCAUACAUACUCACUCUACAUACAUAAUAAUGUAGUAUUUAAGUACUUCAAACAUAAUCACUAAGGACCUACGCAUGAUUAAAACACAAAGCCACCGUCACAAAAAAAGAUGUGGGAAAGUAUCCAUAAACAUCCAUUUUAACCGCUCGCACUCUAAACAUUUCAGUUAUUUUACCACAAACGCCUACACGACAUCCGCCCAUAUUUGUUAUACGUACCGUACACACAAUUACUUGGUCAUUGUUGAAGUUUAAUUAAACACAGCACUCCAUUUUACAUAUUUGAAUAGCCACUUGAGCUUGUUUUUUAUUAGCCUUAUCUGGUUUUACUUAUAUGAAAACAUAAUUUUUUGCAAUCUAAAAAUUAAAAAAAAAAACAUGUAUGCAGAUAGUAUGUCAGUCCUAUAUAAAUGAGAAUAUAUUUUUAAUUACACAGAAAUGAUAUGGAAAAUAUUUUUAUAUUAAUAACUACAUAUGUAAGCAAUAUGCUUUCUACAUUUUCGAAUUGUCUUUGAAAUUAUUUGCAUACAUACCUUUUUUGAAAACUAAGAUGUUUUCAACUAAAAUGUAUGCUAUUAGUAAUAAUAAUAAAGCGUUUAACUAUUUUAUUGACACAUGUAUGUAUGUACAUCCACAUUUCGGUUUAAUCAUAGCAUUUGUAAUGUCUUAGUAAUAUGUACAUAGAAAAUUUAUGAGCUAAUAAGUACUUUUGUAAGAAAAAGAAGAAAAUGAUUUACUUAUCUGAAAGCUUAUAAGACUUGGUUCUUUUUAAAAUAUAAAUUUUUAGGUGUAAAAAGCACAAGAAAUUAUUUACAAUUAAAUGCUUAAAGUUGGAAAAUUCACAAACCAUAAAUGUGUUUGACAGUUAACAUUUCUGGUUAAGGAAAUGCCCUUUUCUGUUAUAAUAAA
Molecule: messenger RNA, 4006 nt
Organism: Rhagoletis zephyria (snowberry fruit fly)
Lineage: Eukaryota; Metazoa; Arthropoda; Insecta; Diptera; Tephritidae
Gene: Septin1
Product: Septin 1
Molecular function (GO): GTP binding
Source: RefSeq, a predicted model, not a curated record